Molecule: messenger RNA, 1125 nt
Organism: Diceros bicornis minor
Lineage: Eukaryota; Metazoa; Chordata; Mammalia; Perissodactyla; Rhinocerotidae
Gene: KCNK9
Product: potassium two pore domain channel subfamily K member 9
Exons: 2
Coding region: 1-1125 (374 amino acids)
Biological process (GO): potassium ion transmembrane transport; stabilization of membrane potential
Cellular component (GO): membrane
Molecular function (GO): potassium ion leak channel activity
Source: RefSeq, a predicted model, not a curated record
AUGAAGAGGCAGAACGUGCGGACUCUGUCCCUCAUCGUCUGCACCUUCACCUACCUGCUGGUGGGCGCCGCCGUCUUCGACGCCCUCGAGUCGGACCACGAGAUGCGCGAGGAAGAGAAACUCAAAGCCGAGGAGAUCCGGAUCAAGGGGAAGUACAACAUCAGCAGCGAGGACUACCGGCAGCUCGAGCUGGUGAUCCUGCAGUCGGAGCCGCACCGCGCCGGCGUCCAGUGGAAAUUCGCCGGCUCCUUCUACUUUGCCAUCACGGUCAUCACCACCAUAGGUUAUGGGCACGCUGCCCCCGGCACCGACGCGGGCAAGGCCUUCUGCAUGUUCUAUGCGGUGCUGGGCAUCCCGCUGACGCUGGUCAUGUUCCAGAGCCUGGGCGAGCGGAUGAACACGUUCGUGCGCUACCUGCUGAAGCGCAUCAAGAAGUGCUGCGGCAUGCGCAACACAGAGGUGUCCAUGGAGAACAUGGUGACCGUGGGCUUCUUCUCCUGCAUGGGGACGCUGUGCAUCGGGGCUGCCGCCUUCUCCCAGUGCGAGGAGUGGAGCUUCUUCCACGCCUACUACUACUGCUUCAUCACGUUGACUACCAUUGGGUUCGGGGACUACGUGGCCCUGCAGACCAAGGGCGCCCUGCAAAAGAAGCCACUCUACGUGGCCUUUAGCUUUAUGUAUAUCCUAGUGGGGCUGACAGUAAUUGGGGCCUUCCUCAACCUGGUAGUCCUGAGGUUCUUGACCAUGAACAGCGAGGACGAGCGGCGGGAUGCUGAGGAGAGGGCGUCCCUUGCCGGAAACCGAAACAGCAUGGUCAUCCACAUCCCCGAGGAGGCGCGGCAGGGCCGGCCCCGGUACAAGGCGGACGUGGCGGACCUGCAAUCCGUGUGCUCCUGCACAUGCUACCGCCCGCAGGAAUACGGUGGCCGCUUGGCGGCACAUCAGAACUCCUUCAGCGCCAAGCUCGCCCCCCAGUACUUUCACUCCAUCUCUUACAAGAUUGAAGAGAUCUCACCAAGCACAUUAAAAAACAGCCUCUUCCCAUCCCCCAUCAGCUCCAUUUCUCCUGGGUUACACAGCUUUACCGACAACCACAGGCUGAUGAGACGGCGAAAGUCCAUUUAG